This is a messenger RNA of Diospyros lotus (date-plum), 864 nucleotides long. Its product is annotated as 60S ribosomal protein L18a-like. NCBI's taxonomy places the organism in Eukaryota, Viridiplantae, Streptophyta, Magnoliopsida, Ericales, Ebenaceae. Gene Ontology annotation, molecular function: structural constituent of ribosome. Gene Ontology annotation, cellular component: ribosome; cytosolic large ribosomal subunit. Gene Ontology annotation, biological process: translation. The coding region runs from base 112 to 648 and encodes 178 amino acids. The record is from RefSeq and is a predicted model, not a curated record. The transcript is spliced from 4 exons.
UAUUCUUCAACGCCUAGGGUUUCUCUCACUCAUCCACGGCUCAUAUAAACUCGAAACCUAACUCUUCACCCCGGCACAGUCUCGAUCCAGAGGAGAGAGAGCUCUUCAACAAUGGUGACUUAUAGGUUCCAUCAGUACCAGGUUGUUGGGAGAGCUCUCCCUUCGGAAACCGAUGAGCAUCCCAAGAUCUACCGCAUGAAGCUCUGGGCCACCAAUGAGGUUCGAGCCAAAUCCAAGUUCUGGUAUUUUUUGAGGAAGCUUAAGAAGGUUAAGAAAAGCAAUGGUCAAAUGCUCGCUAUCAAUGAGAUUUUUGAGAAGAAUCCAACCAAGAUCAAGAACUAUGGCAUCUGGCUUCGAUAUCAAAGUCGAACUGGUUAUCACAACAUGUACAAGGAGUACCGUGAUACCACCCUGAAUGGUGCUGUUGAGCAGAUGUACACUGAGAUGGCAUCACGUCACAGGGUUCGUCAUCAUUGCAUCCAGAUCAUUAAAACUGCUACGAUUCCAGCAAAACUGUGCAAGAGGGAGAGCACCAAGCAGUUUCACAACUCCAAGAUCAAGUUUCCCUUGGUGUUCAGGAAAGUCAGGCCGCCAACUAGGAAGCUGAAGACCACAUACAAGGCAUCUAGACCCAACUUGUUUAUGUAACUCUCAUUGCCAUGGGAAAAUCUAGGAUUUGAAGUUUUGUCAUGCCUAGUGGAGACCAGUAUUUGUCAUUUUCUGCUGCUUGGAGAUUAUACAAUUUUAGGGUACCUGAUAUCCAAAAAUUUCUGUUUGUGGAUUGAGGGUACCGCUUCCUUGCUAUAUGAAUGCUUUAGCACUCGCUAUUUGGAUUUUAAUGAGAUGCAUUGGUUACCUUUGUUA